AUGUACGGCAGAGUAGCAAGGGUUGAACUAAAGAGCAUUAAAAUAGUAGAUUCGUCAAAUGAACCACUUCAACCAUUUGCAAAGGAUCAAAGCGGUCAUGAUGCUCAAAAAGAAGAUCAUCAUGCUCAGAAUUCCCUGAAUAGUCCAAACAGAUUAGAUUAUUCUUUGUUAAAAAAUACAGAAUUUGAUACUAAAAUACCAACCGAUUUAAACACCAAUUAUGAAAUGACUCAGACUGGAAAUCCGUCUGGAUCCCAAACUGGAUCCCAAACUGGAUACCAAACGGGAUAUCAAACUGGCUAUCCAACUGAUUAUAAGUAUAAAACUGACAAUAUCGACAUUUUGAAAGAAAUAAAUAAAGGCAACCAUUUUAAAAUCGAUAAAGAAAAAACAAAUCCUGACUAUGACGUAUUCUUUCAAAAUGAACUAAAAGGAGCAAAAAAAUGUAGUAAGCAAAAAGUGCGAGUGUACUACGAUGAGAAAGAAGCUAAUAGGAAAAUUCGCAGUGCAGUUAAUACGUAUGACGCUGAUAAGUUUUGUGAGCAAUUCUAA
Molecule: messenger RNA, 552 nt
Organism: Spodoptera exigua (beet armyworm)
Lineage: Eukaryota; Metazoa; Arthropoda; Insecta; Lepidoptera; Noctuidae
Source: the annotation of a GenBank genome assembly